Molecule: messenger RNA, 1848 nt
Organism: Drosophila takahashii
Lineage: Eukaryota; Metazoa; Arthropoda; Insecta; Diptera; Drosophilidae
Source: RefSeq, a predicted model, not a curated record
GUCAAUAGUCCGGUUUGCCAGAUGCCCGCCGUGAAUCCCUUUACUUGGGACACAAUGAGUGACUUCGAGAGGAAAGAGAUGCGGCAGUGCCACAACGACAGCGAUAUGGUUACAAGUGAAUUCGAUUUCGAGACACAUCAGUACCGAUUGCACAUUCACGAGCACCUGGCUAGACCCAUUCUGAAAACCAAGGGCCAUGCCACCAUGAAGUGCGAGUACCGGGAAAUAUUACGGGAUACCACCGCCAAGAAACCGGAUGACAACUAUAAACAGCUCGGAAUUCGACCCAUUAGGAACCACCAGUUUGUUUCGAAAAACAUCAACUUUAUGACCACCAAUUGCUAUGUAAAGGAUGCGCAUAAUCAUCGACAGGUGCUGCAAAGGGAUGCCAUUUCCUUCAUUCAAGACCGUCUAACAAAGAAGAAGGUGAAGGAUUUUGAGAAGAAACAAAGUUCGGAUCCCAAACAACCGAGUGUCUUUAUAAUGGGACUGGACUCCACAUCGCGGAUAAAUCUGCGGCGUGCGAUGCCAAGGGUCCUCAAAUUCGUCAGCCAACCCGGAUGGUUUGAGAUGCAGGGAUACAAUAAAGUGGGCGACAAUACAUUUCCCAAUCUUCUGGCCAUCCUGACGGGAGAUUCCGAAGAAGGAGUAAAGGAUUUUUGUGAUGUCAAGAAACCCGGUUGCCUGGACACCCUGAACUUUAUUUGGAAGCGUUUCAAAAAAGCCAACUAUACAACAGCCUUUGCCGAGGAUUGUGAGUCCAUUAGUACCUUUAACUACCUGAAACCGGGUUUCGUAAGGCAGCCAACGGAUUUCUAUCUGCGACCUCUGCUUUUUGCAAUCGAAAAGCAGUUUAAGGUGACCAAGGACUAUGGAUAUCCCUACUGUGUGGGUCGUCAUCUCAGCUUCAGUUAUGUCUGGGACUUUGGCCAGCAGUUCAUCGAUCGUUUUCUGGGCAGAACUCCGCUAUUUGGCUUUAUAUGGAGCAAUAGCUUCACACACGAUUACUACGAAGGAGCCACCGCUUUGGAGGAUCUCUUCUUAAAGUACCUAAAGUCCUUCGAAGAGUCCGAUCUCUUUAGGCAAUCGAUUGUGAUUCUGAUGAGCGAUCAUGGCUAUAGAUACAAUACUUUGAGGACGGCUUCCACGGGAUAUUUUGAGGAGCGCAUGCCCAUGAUGUUUAUCCAUUUGCCGCCUUGGUUCCGCCGGAAAUAUCCGCAUCUGGCGGAGAAUUUGAAGACAAACCGAAAUCGACUAUCCUCCAAUUUUGAUGUUUACAUGACUCUGCUACAUUUACUCCAGUUGGAUGCGAAAUCCAUGGCUGAUUUUCCCGAUAAUCUGAGGGCCAGGCAGUGUAAAAGCUGUCAAUCGCUUUUCUUCGAGCUACCUUUCAAUCGAACUUGUCAUAUGGCCGGAAUCGCUGAGAAAUGGUGCUGUUGUCAACCCACCAAAACUGUAACAAAUUUGCCUUUUGCGAAGAUUAUAACACAGACCAUUGUAAAGCGCAUGAAUGAGCAUUUAAUUAGCCAUAAUCUUAGCCAAAUUUGCCAUGAUUUUACCUACAAAAGUGUCGAAAAGGCGGAUCGGAAAACCAUCCUAUCCACUGGGGUUAAACCAUCCGAUAAGGACGAGCACAUCUACACCAUUGUCUUUAAAACUCUACCGAAAAACCCCCUUUUCGAGGCCACUGUUCUUUGGAAUAAUCGAACACAGAAGCUUCUCCCCAUGAAAGUGGAGGAUCUAAGUCGUUUAAGUUCGUAUAAAAACGAUGCCAAUUGCAUAAAUGAAAAGAUUGCCAAAAAAUACUGCAUUUGCAAGGACAGUUUAAAUAUAACUAGUGAAGAUUAA